Ceratosolen solmsi marchali is the source of this 1191-nucleotide messenger RNA. RefSeq lists its product as uncharacterized. Gene Ontology annotation, molecular function: signaling receptor activity; protein binding. The transcript has 3 exons. Gene Ontology annotation, biological process: interleukin-8 production; positive regulation of non-canonical NF-kappaB signal transduction. The record is from RefSeq and is a predicted model, not a curated record. Gene Ontology annotation, cellular component: plasma membrane. NCBI's taxonomy places the organism in Eukaryota, Metazoa, Arthropoda, Insecta, Hymenoptera, Agaonidae. Bases 52 to 1119 code for a protein of 355 amino acids.
UUUUAAACAAAUCGAAUACUCGUAUACGUCAGCGGCUACUAAGCCUCCAUAAUGUCCCUGGCAGUGCAUUUGCACAUACACUUGCACCAUUGCUCUCCGAACGAACUAUCAUCGGAUGAUUCGUCAAACGUCACAAUGCACGACGUCGUCGGUGAUGAUUCUCAUUUUGUAGCUCGUCCGACCUAUAAAUUGUCGACGGUAAUAUUCGCGCUCGUCAGCGACCACAUUAACAGUAGCGAUACCGAGGCCGAGCAGAACACACCUACACAGAAGAUGUAUCGUGCACCGGCUCUGCUCUCAGCUCUGAUUCUCACCCUUGCGCUCAUCGCGAACUUCCUGACAACGGCCGAGGGCGCCUGCUUCCUCGAGCGCGGCGUCACGACCCCAGGCGAGCACGACGUCUACACCUGUCUGCGUAGCAAGGAGCUCAAGAAGGACCUGGACCGUCUGUCCCUCGACAGCACCAAACUCGUAAACGUCGUAUUCAGGGAGGGCAAACUGAUCAAGAUCGAGAGGGAGACGUUUCAGAAGCUCGGCACCAAGGCCCUCGGCAUUAGCGUCGUGCAGUGUGGCGUCACGGACGUCGAUGAAGACGCUUUUCGUGGAUUACUGGAGCUCAAGGCCCUCGUUCUCCGCAGGAAUCGCAUUGCCGAGGUGAAAAAGGCCUGGUUCAAGGAUAUUAGCAAAUUAGAGAGCCUCGAUCUCAGCGGCAACCUCAUUCGGCAAUUCGAUGCGACGAUUUUCGAUCUCACGCCGUUAAUUCAAGAGUUUGAAAUCUCGGAAAAUCAAUUGACUCGCUUCGACGUGGAAGCUAUGAAGAGCAAGUGGCCGAAACUCAAAAAGGUUGGCCUUCAAUCGAACCCGUACGAAUGGGCCGAGGGUGUCAAGAUCGUUGAAUACACAAAUUUGCAUCCAAGCAUCGUCAAGAACUCGUACGCUGCGAUUGACGGAAUUCGAGAUACUUACAAAGUCAUCAAGGAAUGCCAACACAUUAUCGCAAAGAAGGAUGACGCUAAGGAGUUGGAUGACUGCGUGCAGACAAAGCUCGUAAAGGCCAUCGAAUUACCGAAGCUUCUCGAGGGUGAAAGCUCCGCUGAGCCAGUAAAACCCACGCAAUGACACAUAAGAUUCAAUCAUUAUAUAAUAAUUUUAAGCGAGCGUCUGAUAAAUAUACAAAUAUUGUAGACGACG